GACCAGGAUAAGUACAUAGUGGUCACACGUCACGGAUCGGUAGCCACGGCGAGCCCCAGUGCAAAAAGUAGCAUGAAAAGUGGAGUAAGCGUGCUGCACUUGAAUUAAAUCGCACAUGUUACAGCUCAAUAGUAGCUGUUCAAUACACCAAGGCCGUGGUGUUUGCCGUGACACACAGUCAGCAGAAGGUCCUUGGCUUCGUAUGGAUACACUGUAUGUGCUGCUGUGUGGAGUGUCAGAUAUAUACAUUACCAGCAGGUUGUGGAGCAUCAGGAAAUGGCCUAUAACAAGAACAAGACUGUUCAAGGGCAUAAACUUAUGAAGGAAACAAAACAGUAAGGUAGAAGACUAACAGCCAAUCAGCCCAAUGAAGGACGUCACAUGACAAGCUGAGAUUGGCGGUCAUAUUACAAGCAGAACAAGAUGGGUGCAGUAAACAGUUGCUGCAUACCUCGACGAUCGUUCGAGGAAUGCAGGGAAAACAAGAUCAGUACACCCCGCAUCAAGGGUCAUCGGCGUAAUUUAAACGCCACCUUUAAUUUUUCAUUUGGCGAUGAUGAUAGCGGAAACAACUACGACUUGCUUAACAUUAACAUAGCCACGGAGGAAGAGCUGAUGACACUUCCUGGAAUAAACAGAUCAACAGCACAAAAUAUUAUCGACUACAGGAGACAGAUCAGCAGUUUCAAGAAAAUUGAAGACCUUGCCUUAGUAUCAGGCGUUGGUGCUACAAAAUUGAGUCAUAUUCGAUCUGAGAUUUGUGUCAGUAGUAAACGCACUCCCAGCUUACACAGUAAUUCACCCGAUGGCAGUAAAUCGGAUUUGAACAGCAGCACAACGUCAAGCUACCGUGAGAGGAAGAAGUCAAACGGGACGUCCCCCGUCAAGGUCAACGUGAACUCAGCCAAUGUCUUCCAGCUGAUGAAGGUCAAGGGUCUUGGUCAGAGUCUUGCUGAAAAUAUUGUGAUAUAUCGUGACAAAAAGGGUCCGUUUAAAUCUAUCGAUGAUCUAGUCAAGGUGAAGGGCAUUGGUCGUAUACUGAGUGCAAUACAGCAUAGUUUGACAUUAGAUGACAUCGAUGCUGCAAAGAAACCAAGUGUGUACACAAAUGGAGGGUUGCCAAAUCAUAGCAAUAAUGAUAGUCAUUGUGAAGGUACUGACAUCGGAAGGAAUAGUUCCAGAGCUUCCAUGGAAAAUUUGGUGGAUAUACUCGGUCCACUUUCCAAAAAACCCUUUCGGGCGGAAGUAGCACCGUUUAAUUUCAAGUGGAAAAACAGACGAGUGUUUCGUAUUGCCAGUUGGAAUCUUGAACAGUUUUCUGAGGAAAAAAGCCAGAAUCCAGGAGUGCAGGAAGUGGUGGCCAUGACCUUGCUGGAAAAUGGGUUUGGUAUAGUUGCACUCCAGGAAUUAGCCAGUGAAAACGCCUUAGAAAGAAUCUGUGAUGAACUCAACACUCCCACAUCAGCUAACAACAAGAAGUGGGUGGGUCACCGUGGCAACUGGAGAUGUUCUGUCUCAGAAGCCACUGGAAGGAUGUUCAGGAGUAUGGAAUACAAUGCGUUUUUGUACGACGCAUCACAGAAUAUUGAGCUAAUUAGCUGCUCGCUGUUGAAGAAACCGGCAUCAGGGACAUUUCCCUUUGUGAGGCGGCCGUUCUUGGGGGUGUUCAAGAUAAACAAGAAGUUCGACUGUGUGGUGGUCAGUGUCCAUCUGAAGGCAGCAGGACUGCAGGAUGAAACGCUGAACAAGACAAAGGAUGAAGUCCGCCAAAUCCCAGCCCUCAUUUCCGCCAUAGAGCACCAGCUUCCAGGAGAAAACGACAUUAUCAUUGUAGGAGAUUUCAACCUGUCCCCAGAUUCUGAUGACUACAAACUGCUGACCUCAAAUGGCUACACCCCCUGCAUUCCUGCCAACACCGCCACCAACAUCAGCAACCGUAACCCCAACGGAACCCGUUGCUAUGACAACAUUUGGAUCAACAGACACACCAAAGACGUGUAUACAGGUCGUUCCAGUGUUGUUCGUGAUGGCCUGUCCAGCCCAUGGAUACCAAACGGCUGGUCAUGGGGUGGUGUUGUGAGUGACCACUGCCCGGUGUAUGCAGAAAUCUGCAGCAACAAAGAUUUGGACAAUGGAAGCACAAAUAUCGGAUCGGAGGGUGUUGUCUUCACAGUUGGGGGAGGCGACUCUUGACACCAGAAAAUAGUGUACUGUGAAAAAAAAGCAAUUGGUGCCAUCUGUUAUUGAGUAUUAUGGAUGGAGUUGAGGCAGGUUAUGCACACAGCUGCAGCUUUAGGAAAAAAUGCUGUCAGGCGAGACGACUCCUGUCCGAGAAAUGCAAAUAGAAGGUCAGAGUUGUCUCCAUUAACAGUUGAUUGGUCAAGGAUACCGGUAAUUAAUGUCAAGAUGAAGAUAUGUGCAUGGUUUGAUAUUUGUAAUAAAUGACAUGGGAAUAUUCUGAGUGAAUAUAUUUAAAGAUUUUUUAGACUACAUGUCAGCCAGAUAAUUCACUCAAGUUCCUCAGGGAUGGAGAGAUGCACACCAAGAAACCAGUGAGACUGCCCCUCGGGGUUUUGGAUAAUAUUCAGGAGGAAACAGUACCUCCCUUUGAGACCCGUUGUUCAUCCGACAAUACAGUCAAGGAGGAGGAUUACGCUUCAUCAUAGGCAACACAUUUUGCGAAGAUUGAAUAAACGACUUUGCCUUUAUUCACUGCA
This is a messenger RNA of Haliotis rubra (blacklip abalone), 2717 nucleotides long. RefSeq names its product endonuclease/exonuclease/phosphatase family domain-containing protein 1-like. Gene Ontology annotation, molecular function: DNA binding; catalytic activity. Gene Ontology annotation, biological process: DNA repair. Gene Ontology annotation, cellular component: plasma membrane. NCBI's taxonomy places the organism in Eukaryota, Metazoa, Mollusca, Gastropoda, Lepetellida, Haliotidae. The record is from RefSeq and is a predicted model, not a curated record.